Molecule: messenger RNA, 3412 nt
Organism: Anopheles stephensi (Asian malaria mosquito)
Lineage: Eukaryota; Metazoa; Arthropoda; Insecta; Diptera; Culicidae
Gene: Set8
Product: histone-lysine N-methyltransferase PR-Set7
Exons: 5
Coding region: 736-2304 (522 amino acids)
Molecular function (GO): histone H4K20 methyltransferase activity; protein binding
Source: RefSeq, a predicted model, not a curated record
GUCAAUGUAGCUGAAUGACAGCUGCGCACGACCUAUUCUUGAUUGUAUCAAAAUUUGCAAAUUGGUAUUUAUUAAAUGUACUGCUCGCUAAAUGGUCAAUAUUUAUGUUCUUAGUGCACGGUUCAAAGAUAUUAUUCUUUCAUCGUAUGCCCGGUCCGGCGGCGCUAGCUCGGUGUGAAAACAGUGUUGGUGCAAAAGGCAGCGAGCUAUACACGGAGUAUCGUAACAAUUAAUCCUAAGAAGAAGAGGAAGAAGAAAAGAUGCCAUUCCAUCUAUGCGACGCUUCGUCUCGCAGUCUAAUAUCUGGAAAGCUUAAAAUUUUAAUUUAGUGCGAUCGUGCUGUGUUUGUAGUGGAUUCCUAGUGCGUUGAUUAAAGUGUGAAUCGCAAGCUUAAAAUAGACUCUCUGUCCCGAUGUGACUACAAUUGCCCAGCACCAAGUCAGCAUCAAGUGAAGGCACAGAAGAAGCGUCCCAGCGUGCUCAAAUCGAACAAAGGACAUACGCUUGUCCCAGACAAAUUGAAAAGAUGCUUAAAGUUUUGUUUUCCCAUCCCCUCCCCCCGCUCUUUUAGGUCGACGGACGCGAAAUGCUGAAAAGAUUUCUGCCAAACCUUUUCACGAUGAAACUGCCAGUCCCAAGCGGAAGGAUAUUAAGUGCGCUCCGAAAGACAAUAACGACAACGUCAAAACGAUCCCACAGUUAAACAACUUGACUGCAAAGUUUCGCGUAGAACCGAUGAAGCUUCGCGGGGGUCGUGUAAAGACAGCAGACAUAUCACAAUAUCUAGAGAGAAAAGCCAAUCCUAAAGCCGAUGACGAUGUCAUCAGCUCGAUAGAUCUGCCGCAAACGGUGGACAAUACACACGAGCACGCCGAUGAUUCGUUCGAGGUUCAGCUGAUAGAGCCACCCGUUGUGGAAAUAAACGAAGACGAAGUUGUUGCAGUUGAGGACACCAAAAAAUCCAUAAAUAAUAACAUAUUCCUGCAGGAACCAGUGUUAAGCCUAAAUUUCCCUGCGGAAUCAAACGCUCAAAAUCGUACCCUAAAGCUGUUGCACAACUCGUUUUUGGCCAAUUCAGAAAUAAAAAAUGACCCCUUCUCGUCAUCAUUGCAACCAAAGAUAAAUUCCUUCUGGAAGGUAAACGUAAAGAGCCCAGACAUUCAGCAAAAGACAUCGAUCGAGCAUGUCGACCAGCACGUACUAGAUCUCUCGAAACCAACACAAGUCACACAGAUCGAUUCUACUACUACCGCGGUGGAAACUUUAAUACACGAUGGAGACAAUUCCUGCGACAGUGGCGACAGUGGCGUCGUUAUCCUAUCCGGAUCGGACGGAUCUGCCAUAACGUUGAUUCACGCGGACGGCUGUCAACAAGACCUAUCGAUGGGUAGCGAACAGACGGACCAUUUGGAGAAGCGUAAAAAACCAGCCACUCCGCACCGAAUUCUUUGUCCCUCGCCUGUAAAAAACGCAAUAAUAUAUUUACAAAGCCCUCCCGGGCUCUUAAAUGCUUCAUCGCCGGAAAACAGCCGCAGUAAAAGGCGUGCCGGAAUCAACAAAACUCGCAAAAGGUUAAUUUGUAAAAAUGAUCCUAAAGUAAAUGAAUCAGCAGAUACUGCGGACGACAUCAAGCCACAAGAGCCACAAGAUGUUUCCGAAAGCGAAAUGCGUUCGGCUAUCGGAGGAGCGGAUGCGUCGAACAACCAGCUGCUCGUGCAAAGUCGCAAGCUUAUUGUUGGGCCCGCGGUUCCCAAAUCGACCACUACUACUGGCUGUAGCAAGAAAAUUACGGAAUUCUAUCCAAUAAGACGAAGUGUGCGGAAGACAAAGAAGGAGGUGCAAGUCGAGCGGGACCGCGACAUAGAAAAAGCCAUCCGAGAAGGGCGCGAAGAAGGACUUAAGAUCGAGCAUUUCGAAGGCAAGGGCCGUGGCAUUGUCACUACGCGCCCCUUCUCCAAAGGAGAGUUUGUGGUAGAAUAUAUUGGCGAUCUGAUCAGCGUUUCGGAAGCAAAGCAACGGGAGCAAAUCUAUGCAAAGGACGAUAAUACUGGAUGCUACAUGUAUUACUUCCGCCACAAGAAUCUUCAACAUUGCAUUGACGCGACAGCCGAGAGUGGAAAACUUGGACGAUUAGUAAACCAUUCCCGGAAUGGUAAUUUAGUUACUAAAACAGUACCCAUCAACAAUCGACCACACCUUGUGCUUAUUGCCAAAGAGGAUAUUGGAAGGGGCGUGGAAGUAACAUACGAUUACGGUGAUAGGUCAAAGGAAGCGCUUCAACACUAUCCAUGGUUGGCGCUAUAAUUGCAGCGUACCUUCGCGCGCAUUCUAAUCCAUCAUUGACUUAUGGAACCUAGUUAAAGGCAUAAUUUUCCCGCAAGGCCCUUAUUCUUAUUAGUUUGUAAUUUUCUGUGUGUUAUGUUCAUAAUAGUACGAAAUUGUGUAUUUUGUCAUCAUGGUAUUUGCAGACCAACAAGUUAAAAAGAUGCAUAAGACUUAGGGGCAAUAAACGGUUGAUAAUGCGAAUGCCACCCUCCCUACUAACAAUCAUUUCAACACGAACCUUUGCUUUUUUGACGACCGUGCAGUAAUGAGCGUGUUGGUUUCUGAAUUCUGAAAGGAAUAGUGACCGGGAUUACCUUCAACAGAAGAUGACGUAUAUAACGCUUGCAAUCCAUAUCAAACAAACUGUGUGGUUUGUGGGUUGUUCCACACUACCAUGAUUUUAUCUUUAUUUAUUUGCUGAAUCGUUUGAUUUACCUUAGUCUAGACAAGACUUUCGCUUCAUUUACCUACCUUCAUUUUACAUUAUGGGUCAUUAGCAGGAUAAUGCAACUGUUUCUAUUUUUUUUUAAAUAUUUUUAACUCAAACAAUCCCUUCCAUCUCGCAUUCGUCAAAUAUUCAUCGAUACGCUACGGCACAGUUCGAUGGGACGGAACGAAUGAUGCACGGAGCUGCUAAACGCAUACUUACAGUACACGUUAGAUGUUCAGUACAACCUGGAAUUAUUGAAUCAGUACGUCGGGCGGUCAUUGUUUCAUGAACCAUAGUAGUAGUAUACUAGUAUAAUAGCGUUAAGUUCAACCUUAAUGCACAAUUUAAACCAACCCACAUUGAGUUUGAGCAUUAACUAACUCACCCGCAUACUCAUCGCUGAAUGGUGCGCGUGCCAUUAUGCAAUAGAAAGAUAAAGGCCACGACGAAAGAGCCCUGUUCGACAUCGUUUAUUGGAAGAGUAUCGCGCAUCGCUGGGGCUUGGUUCCUGGCGCUUAUUAGGGCUAAAACGCAAGGUUUAAGUUAAAUGUUUCAUUAGCAGGCUCUAAUCUAAAGCAUGAGUUUCGAUGUUAUGUGAAUCAUACAUUCACAAAGUAACAGAAUACAAAUAGAGUUUUGGGUAUUUUUAAAUACAAA